Messenger RNA from Octopus sinensis (East Asian common octopus), 884 nucleotides. RefSeq lists its product as uncharacterized. NCBI's taxonomy places the organism in Eukaryota, Metazoa, Mollusca, Cephalopoda, Octopoda, Octopodidae. The transcript is spliced from 3 exons. Bases 207 to 689 code for a protein of 160 amino acids. The record is from RefSeq and is a predicted model, not a curated record.
GUAGGAUCGACUAGUCACGACUAGCUUGCGCGAGUACGCGAGUGCGCGCACCGGAACCAUCCUUCUUAAGUAGUGCCAUUGACAAGGUCAGACCCAACCGAACAAAGAAGCUUUUGAAAUCAGCCACAAAUGAACGAAUAUCCUUCCUCAUCUUCCUUCCCUUUUUAGUUGACUUUUCAAACAGAAAACCGUAAUAAUUAUUUAAGAUGACCGUAACAGAAGUCCCUGGCUCGCUUUUUCUACAACCCACGGUGAACAAUCCGCAUUUAUUACGACCACACAUGGACUCUGCUUACUCAGAAUUACAGAAAUCUUUAAGAAAAUGCUUCGAAACAGAAAAUGUCGUGUCUGAGGAAAGUGCCACUCUUCAUGCUGAAAUACCAAAUAUGGAAACGCUGAUGAUUUGGAAAUGUCCGAAUUAUAACUAUGAAUGUGACGGGACAUGCAGUACCGGCCCUCAAUUUCAAGUUAUGAACCCUGGUGGCAUUUCCUCUCUUUGGAUCCGAAACGUAACAAAGGAACUUUCGUCUCGGACAUUUUAUGACAACAACCUCAACAUUGCAAAAACCGAUUUGAAGAUAAACAAUAAACAACAAAAGAUUCUGAAUCUAAUGCAACAGGAACCGGCAGCAGACAAAUCCGUGUCAUACUCGUCUUUGGAAUACUCGGCGUUGCUUUGGUCAUUUUAAUUGGUGUCUAAAUUCACAGGUUUCAUAAGAAAUCUAAGAAACAACAACAGACAUCAGUACACUGGGUUUCCUUUUCAUUUUUCUUAAAGGAGAAAACAUCAUCAUCAUCAUCGUUUAACAUCCACUUUCCAUGCUAGCAUGGGUUAGACGAUUUGACUGAGGUUUGGCGAACCAGAUGGCUGCGCCAGGCUCCAA